AUCCAACAUUUUCUACUCAAGAUAACAUCGUAUUUAUAUUCCACAAUCGUCCAGUUAAUAGUUUAUUACCAAAAUGGACACUCUUUAAACGAUUUCUACAGUUUCGGACAAGCUUACAACCAUUUCCAUGUAGGUGACCGACGAAAUCCGGUUUGCAUUGUUGUGGUUUAGCGGAGUGCCUGGAAACUCCUUGCUGUGGAUCGGGCCUGGUUUAACACAUAACCUAAUCAAGGUGUAUAUAAAGUCACUAUGUCAAUUUUGGGUCUGAAAAAGAAGCAACCAAAGACUUUUAAAGUCAAAGUCAGCACUAUGGAUGCUGAAAUGGAGUUUAGUUGUGAGGUCAAAUGGAAAGGGAAAGAUUUAUUUGACCUGGUAUGCCGGACCAUUGGCCUGAGGGAAACGUGGUUUUUUGGUCUUCGAUACACAGUAAAAGACACAUAUGCCUGGCUGAAGCCUGAUAAACGGGUUUUGGAUCAAGAGGUUCCAAAGGACUCUCCGAUAACAUUUCACUUUCUUGCUAAAUUCUUCCCAGAAAAAGUUGAGGACGAGCUCGUUCAGGAAAUUACUCAGCACCUCUUCUUCUUACAAGUUAAAAAGCAGAUACUAGAUGAGGAGAUAUUUUGUUCUCCAGAAGCCUCCGUUCUUUUAGCCUCAUAUGCUGUUCAAGCCAAGUACGGGGACUACGAUCCAAACUUUCACAAACCAGGUUUCUUAGCUCAAGAUGAACUCUUGCCCAAAAGAGUGUUGAUGCAGUAUCAGAUGACACCAGACAUGUGGGAGGAGAAGAUAACCGCUUGGUAUGCUGAACACAGAAACAUCACAAGGGACGAGGCUGAGAUGGAAUAUCUUAAAAUAGCCCAGGAUCUAGACAUGUAUGGAGUUAGCUACUUUUCGAUUACACAAAAUAAGAGGGACACAGAGCUUCUUCUUGGAGUUGAUGCUCAGGGUCUUCACAUUUACAACCCCAACAACAAGCUGAGCCCUAACAAAUCCUUCCCCUGGAGUGGAAUCCGAAACAUCUCCUACAGCGAGAAAGAGUUUACUAUCAAACCACUGGACAAGAAAAAGGAAGUGUUUAAAUUCUACUCAUCCCAGCUUAGAGUUAACAAACUGAUCUUACAGCUGUGUAUUGGGAACCAUGACCUGUUCAUGAGGAGGAGGAAGGUGGAUUCAAUAGAAGUGCAGCAGAUGAAGGCUCAGGCCAAAGAGGAGAAAGCUAGGAAGAAGGUUGAACGUCAGAUUCUUGCACGGGAGAAGCAGAUGAGAGAGGAAGCAGAGCGAGCGAAAGAAGAGAUGGAGCGGCGUAUGUUUCAGCUGCAAGACGAGGCUCGAAUGGCCAAUGAAGCUCUACUGCGCUCUGAGGAAACAGCCGAUCUUCUGGCGGAGAAAGCCCAGAUCGCUGAGGAGGAGGCCAAGCUGCUGGCCCACAAAGCGGCUGAGGCUGAACAGGAGAGGCAGAGGCUGGAGGUCACGGCUCUUAAAACCAAAGAAGAGAAGAGGCUGAUGGAGCAAAAGAUGAGAGAAGCAGAACAACUGGCCGUUAAGCUUGUUGAGCAGUCAGAGAGGAGGCUAAAAGAGGCAGACCACCUUAAACAAGAUCUGAAUGAAGCUAAAGAUGCAGAACGGAGGGCAAAACAGAAACUUCUAGAAAUCACCAAAACAACAUACCCUUUAAUAGCAGCAUACUCCAACCCUCCUCCACCUGCUGGACCAGAGAGUCCAGAAAUGGCAAUAGAGAUGGGCAACCCCAUCCAAAUGGACUUUAAAGACUCGGACAUGAAGAGACUUUCGAUGGAGAUUGAGAGAGAACGGCUCGAGUAUAUGGAGAAGAGCAAACAUCUUCAAGACCAGCUGAAGGAGCUCAAGUCAGAGAUUGAAUCCCUGAAGCUGGAAGAACAGCAGCAGGCUGGCGUUUACAAUCUCAGAAGUUAUGCAGAACCGCCUUUUAUCCCACCCAGCAAUAGAAACUCUGCCUACAUGGCUCAGAUGGCCUUCUACGAAGAGGUGUGAAAGAACAAUCCGAGCUCUGUUGGAGGAGAGGCAGGGUCUGGAGGAACAGUUUGCAGCUAUCACUGAAGCGUGCAUGUACACCAAAAUAUGCAGCAACCUCAUAUACUGUGCUUUUUGAAAAUUAAUAUAUUUCUCUACCAGCCA
Molecule: messenger RNA, 2154 nt
Organism: Danio rerio (zebrafish)
Lineage: Eukaryota; Metazoa; Chordata; Actinopteri; Cypriniformes; Danionidae
Gene: nf2b
Product: NF2, moesin-ezrin-radixin like (MERLIN) tumor suppressor b
Biological process (GO): developmental process
Cellular component (GO): plasma membrane; nucleus; cytoplasm
Molecular function (GO): actin binding; cytoskeletal protein binding
Source: RefSeq, marked provisional